Messenger RNA from Ichthyophthirius multifiliis, 679 nucleotides. RefSeq lists its product as hypothetical. The transcript has a single exon. The record is from RefSeq and is a predicted model, not a curated record. NCBI's taxonomy places the organism in Eukaryota, Ciliophora, Oligohymenophorea, Hymenostomatida.
UACUAAAAGAUUUUAUUUUUUAAAGCUUAAUUAUGAUAUUAAAUUUGAAGAUUUUUAUAUUUUUAUACAAUAUCAACAAUAUAAUCUUCUAAAUAGAACUAAUUUUUAGAAUUUACUUAUAAUUUUUGAAAAAAGAUAGAUGAAAUAUUAUUAUUUUUUCCUUCUUAGAAUUAUUUAUUUUCUUUUUAUUAUUCAUGAGCAAAUUCAUCAGAAGAUUAAAUUAUUUUACUAUCUAUAAGUUUUUUAAUUUUUUCAUUCAAAUGUUAUUAUUUUUUCAUAGAAUUGUCAAUUUCAUAUCUUUUACUAGGUUCUUUACUACUGCUGCAUGUUUUUAAUUUCUAAGAAUCGAUUUUUUCUAAAUUUUUUAUAAAUUAAAGGGACUUCAUUUAGUUUUUAUUAGUUCUAAAUUUUUCAAAUUAUUCCUUUAUAUCAUUUAUAUCUUUUAGACUUAAUUUUUUGCAAGUUUUAUUAUUUUUUAUUACAUCUUUAUUUAUUAAAUCACUUUUGUUUCUUAAUUUACUUGUUUAGGUCAUUUUUGGAGGGGAAAGGUAAAAAUUGUUCAUUACAUUUAAAUUUGUUUGCUGCUUUUAUUUCAAAGGGAUUGUUGAAAAUGAUUUGCCCUACAGUUUUAAUUUUUCUUCUUAUUUAGCUUUUUUUAUAGUUUUUUUAGUUUCUUAUA